AUGCUUAGGAAAGAAGCCACCUGGCAGAAAGCACCUUUGGAGCCCACUGCAGGCUGCCAGGACAGGAAGCAUGGAGGUCAGUGGGCACCCUGCCCCCUGGGCACCACAGCCUGGCCAGCCUCUGGCCAGCUCACCAGCAAGCCCUCCUGCAUACCCCAGGCAGCAAGCAACGCCUCCCUGAGCCUCAGGGGCCUCAGUGUGCCAGUCUCUGUGCUGUGCUGGCUCCUCCUUCCCUCAAGCCACCUGGCUGCCACACUGGCUCCAAGCCCCCUGAUGCUGUUGACCAUCCUGUGGAGCCAGAGGCUGCGACAGGAGUCCGACGACCUGCUGCUGGCUAACACCCUGCUCUCAGAGCUGGCCUACGUUGUCUUCCACGUGCUCAUCUCCUCCAGCAACCUGGGCAGCUGGGCCCUGGGCUGCAUCACCUGUGGUGUCCUCACGGACGCUGUCUUCGCUGCCCACACCAGCACCGUCCUGUCCUUCGCAGCCACCAUGCUGCACACCUCCCGGGCAGUCCCUUGUCCUCCACACGGCCUCUCCCUCACGUCCUGUGAGGCUGCCCAGGAGGCAGUGGCCCUCAUCUGGCUGGUGGCCUGCUUCUUACCCACAUUUCAUUGGCUCAGCAAGCAGCAGGAUGCCAGGUUGGAGGAGUGAGGGGCCCCAUGUAUCCUGCAGCUGAGCCGGGGCACUGAGCUAGGCCAUGGCCCCCUGGUCACUGUCACCCACACCUAGAUCUUGUGCAUUCUCUGUCUGUGCACAGCUCUCAUCACGCACUGCUUCUGGAGGAUCUAUGCAGAGGCCAGGACUUCCCAGCUUUCCUGGGCCAGAGGCACCUUGCUUAACCACACAGGGCUAAUCACACUGUAUGUUAGCCUAGUGGUGGUGUUUCCCAUGGACAUUGUGCUGACCAAGUACCACCACACUGGUGUGAGGACUCAGGCAGCCAACAGUAAAGUGCUCAUGAUGCUUCCCCGUGCCAUGCUCCCAUACGUGUACAGACUCCACUACCAGCAGCUGCUGGGGAUGAUCUGGGGCCACUUCUCAUCCAGGAUGCACAGUGACAUCUUCACCAUUUCUCAGAGCUACAGACUUCACAGUCUGGCAGGCUGA
This is a messenger RNA of Diceros bicornis minor, 1110 nucleotides long. It is a transcript of the gene GPR148, whose product is annotated as G protein-coupled receptor 148. The record is from RefSeq and is a predicted model, not a curated record. NCBI's taxonomy places the organism in Eukaryota, Metazoa, Chordata, Mammalia, Perissodactyla, Rhinocerotidae.